AUGGUGCUGAAACUGACACCUACAGAAAUCAAGCAUCUGAUGCCACCGAAUAGUGGGAGGGCAACCCACAUCAUCCUGUUUGUAUCCUGCAAGAAGAACACCACGCUCACCGGUGAGAGACAUAAGGAGGAUUCUGACAUGUCUCUGGCUCGAAGAACUUUAAUUUUUCUUUUUUUAGCUCAUUGUACAGAUAUGUCACAGUGCAUGCUACCUCUAGGCUUUCCUCAAAUGCCUCAAGACUUUAAGGAAAUAGCCAAGAAGAUGAUGAUGACAUGCAUCAAGAAAGGUUAUUCUCCACCCAACAUAAAGGGCUCCAUGUUAUACAGCUCUUUGUCCAAUCCAAAUGAGAUGACUAUGGGAAACCCUAUGGUUGUUUUUGCUUCCCUUCUUUCUUCACUCCCUCCCUCCAUUUUGAAGGCCAAUGAAACAGAACAGACCUUGAACAUCACAGAGAAAAUGUGCAACAGUUCGAAUCUGCCACAGAUGAUUGACCACAUGUGGAACACUACGGAGAAGGCUAACUGUUUCAUGCGGGCGGUCUUGGCUCCUCUCUCCUGGUUGGUCAUCAUUCAGAAUGCUACACAGUUUGAUACAGAGCAGUUCCAAAAGCUGUUGUGGGCAGCGAAACCGUUCCUAGAGAUGUCACCUUCUUCUCUAACAAUGCCACCAGCUAUGCAGGGCUCUCAGCUGGCUGAAAUAAUGCAGACAUUCAAUGAGGUCUUCGUGUCCCUUUCAGAAGAGCAAAGGAACAAUAUCAGUCGAUGGAUGAAAGAGAGAGUCAUGGAAGCUGACCCAAGUUGUGGUCCAAAUCGUAGCCUUUCCAAUAGUGUUUCCAGUCCACAAAUGCCAGCUCAUCCUUCCAUGAUUAAUUCAAGUUCUGGCUGUCAACCGAAAAUGCCAUGGUUGAAGGCUGAUGUGCUGAGGAUGAUGGGACGUUUCAUUUCACGACUGCCUGAAGCAGAAGUUAGGGGCAUACCUCCAGAAGAGCUGUGUAAGUUCUUCCAGUCUGCCGAGUUCUCGUUUUCAUUCAAUAACAUCAGUGGGAUGCAGAAUGCAAUUGCACAGACACUAAUGCAACGCCUCAAGCUAGAAUGUUUCAAUGCCAAACAAAACUUUCCCAACCAAAUGGACAGGUUAGGAUAUCUUAUCUGUUUCUAUGAUGAGUCCCAGUUGCUGAAUGCUACACACAUUAAAAUGCUGCUCCCUCAUCUGGAGGGCUGUGAAUCCAGUAAUAUUAAUGAGAUGAGAAAGCAGUUGGUGAAGAAGUUGAUGUCAGAUGGCGAGCCUCCCACAUGGGAUAUGGUGCAUUCUCUGGGUUCCGCAAUGUCUGUUCUGUCUCCUUCCAUACUAUCUAGUUUCAACAAAGACAAUCUUGAUAGCUCUAUAUUCACCCUGAGUCAAACAGAAUGGAAACCAGCUCAGGCCAAAAUCCUGGCCCAGAAAUUGUUGGAGAAGGUUAAGGAGAUCAGUGGUGAGAAACUGUUGUCCCUGGGCUCAAUGGUGAGAGGUGUAGACAGUGAGCUGCUCAAAAAUGUCAAGGCAUCUGGACUGCUGGGAAGUGAGGGCCUGAAAAAUAUAAGUGAGAAGUUGUCUUCUUUACAGAAAAAGGCUCUGCUUGUGGGGAUGCGUGCUGACGUGAACGCAAGUUAUUUGGUGAAGGAAGUUCCAGAUGCUUUUCUUGCCUCGUUGUCUCUCUCCAUUCUUGACAAAGCAAACCUCAAUACUUUGGAUCAGCUAGAGGGCCGCAGAUGGUCCAGAACACAGUCUGUUUACCUUUUGAAGAAGAUUGUAGGUAAUGGGCUUAAACUUGAACAGAUCAGAAAGCUGGGCCAGGCUGUUCAGGGUGUGACCUGCAACAUGAUUGAUGGCGUUGCUCAGACUGAAACCUUGGAAGCAAUUCAAACACUCGCCAAGUCUAAUUUGCUCUCUCGGACACAGGUGCACUGCAUGGCUAGCAAACUGUUCCAGAGUCUGGACAAGCAGAGACCUGGAUAUUUAAAAAAUAUCAGCAAAUCGGAGCUCCAGGCCAUUCCAGUUCUGCUACUUAUCCAUCUACCGGUACAGGUGAUUCAGGAUCUCUCAACCUCCUUAUGUCCUUAUUUUCUGGAGAAGCUAAGUCAAGCCAACCUCUCAUCUCUUCCCAACAAUGCACCAUCACGUCGGGAACUUAGAAACAAAGCCCUCAGCUGCCUGGGAAAGAAUGCAUCUGCAGUGUCUGUGGCAGAUAUCUCAUCUCUGGGUGAACUUGUGUGCGAUCUGCACCCAACCUGGAUCUCCUCUCUAAAACCUGAUACCUUGAACUUUACUGUGCAGGCCCUGGCAUCCUGCAAAUACAUUCCCCGGCCUUACAGAGGACCCCUGUUCACUCUGCUCACCAAUCUCUAUGGGGCCCCUUCAAAUUGGACAGAGGAUGUCAUGAAGUCACUGGGUCCCCUCCUCUUACUGAACGAUGCAGCCGUUGAGGAAUUGUCUUUUAAGAGCUGGCUGAAGAAAUCUUUGUCAGAUCUGCUACAAAGCAUGGAGGCUCAGGGUGCAGCUGUGGCUCCAGAGGAAUUCCGCGCCUGGCCUGAUUUUUUAGCCCUUCAGCGCAAACUUUUCCAGCUGAAAACGAAAAUCACCCAGCAGAGGCGCAAGAGAGAGACACUAGUACCCACUCUGGCAAUGAUUGAGGAUCUGAGGGAGGGAAACGUGCUCUGGAGUCCUGCUCAGUUGUCCAGCAUGUCGGCCCAAACCUUUAGAGAUGCCGUGUCUCUCCUGGGAGAGAUACAUAACUAUUCUACAGAUCAACUGACCGUGCUGAGAGAUAAAUCUGUAGAGGUAUUGGGUGAUGUAUCGAUGCUUAACGAAUCUAAAAUCCUGGAGAUUGGCUGCAUCUCUCAGAGUUUCAGCACCAAACAACUCCAAAACCUGAGCAUCGCUUCCCUAGAUACUCUGGAGCUCCUGUCUGUCUGCCAGUGGAAUCAAACACAGAAGGAAGCCGUCUUACGGGGUUUCAUAACGAGAACUGGAAUGAAGCCGGCUAAACUUAGUGCCCUUGACAUGGCAGGCCUGGGCCAGUUUAUCUGCGGACUGCAGCCGAAUGAAACCGAGCAGCUCAAUUCUACAGAAUUCAAGGAUGCUGUGGGGGAUAUAGGCAAUGCUUCCUGUCCUCUAAAUGUCUUGGAGUGUUUGAAGAAAAAAGCCGUUGCUGCUUUCGGUGACCCAAAAGGCUGGGGUGAAGCUGAAGUGAGCGCCAUGGGCAACAUAAUAGCCGGCCUGAAUGCCACUGAGCUAGGACUUCUAAACUCCUCAGUAAUGCCAUUCAUCCGUCAGUCUGUCAUCGCUUUCAUUCCUCCGGACCGCCUGGCGGCGAUGUCAGUGAGCCAGUUAAGGGCUUUGGGUCCUGACAACGCAGCAGCGAUAACAACGUCUCAGCGUGCCGCAUUGGGAGUAGAGCAGAGGGCAGCUGUAGAUGAAGCAGUGGGACUGGUGGCACAAAAUUCUGAACCCACAACUACACUGCCCCAGAAAGGAGGGGCAGUGAAACAAAGCAUGCUGGGAAUGGCUGUGCUUCUGCAACCCCUCAUGUUGCUGAUUUUGGGAUACAUUCGCUAAGAAGCACAAAACAGAAUUUAAAAAAGCUAGCUGGGAACGUUUAUACCGCACACUCCUGGCAAACGCAUUGCCUGCCGUUGUUAGCUUAGCUGACAUGUAAAGAAAAUGGCUCAAAGUUUAGUAGCUGCCAGAGUCACUACAGGAACAAUGAAUCCACCUGGGAGAAAAAUCAAAUACAACAUUCUCUGUAAUGCCUUUACAGUUCAUUUGUGAAAGCAUUUAAUGCUCAGUCUGGAGGAGCUCAGUAUAGUGAUCAGAUUUCAGUAAGAAAAAAUACCACACUUUUUUUGUUAUUAUAAAAUGUAGAGUCUGGAUUAGAGGUAUACAGCGGCUGUCAAAAGUUCUUUCAUGGUUAAGUGAUGCGUGCAUGUGCCUUUUGUUUAUAUGCAACAAACUAGGCCAUUUAAAGCUAUUACGAUUUACUUUAACCGAACAAAUAUGUAAAUGUACAAACGUUAUAGUUUAUUUUCAGUGGAAAAAUCCUUCCCUUAGAAUAAAUAAUAGGUUUUCACACUCUUGGCAUCCGGACAGUUCAUUUCUUCAGACAUUCAGCUAAAAUACUUUGCUGUGACUCUUGUAAAACUUCCCCAAGGUCGUUUUUUACUAGUUGGAGAUUUCUUUCUGACCUUGUGAUCCAGUUAAUCCCAGAGCAGUACAAUAGGAUUUGGGUGCGGUGACUGGGCAGGUCGUUCUAUAAUAGAUAACACUACGUAUGCUGUAUAUGUCCUGUUGUAUGGUGACGUUGUUUCCAAUGCACCGCAGUCAAGACGGAAUUGCAUGGUGUUGAAGUAUGGAAUGGCGGCCAUGUUGGUUCUUUUUAUCCAGAAUAAGUCUCCAACCUUCCCUGCUCCAAAACAAUCCCAAACUAUUAGGCUUCCAUGAUUAACUGUGGAUGUGAGAGUCUGCUAACAUCUUUUCUACUGUAUUCCAUCUUACCUAAGUUCUCUUAGUCAGAAAUGUCCAAUUUGGACUAAUUUGUCCACGGAACAUUCCUCCAGCCAUUUACCGUCCAAUUCUUAUGUUCUUUUUUUUUUUUUUUACUAGUUUGUUGCAUAUUAAAAAGGAACAUGCAUAUAGGUGUUUCCAAACUCUUGCUAGGCUCUGUACACUUAUUUUACUUACAGUCCUCAGUGCUUCAGUGCUUGAAAAACUUCGUGUUUCAAGUGCAGGAAAUAAAAAGAAAUCAAUUGCCAUUAGUCAUUAGAGCAGGGUUGAAUUUCCGGGGCUAUAAAUAUUCCUCAGGUCCAGUUUCCAAAAACACCUGAUCCGCUUUAGGAUACUUGCCGCUGCUACCUUUAUAUUCGUAUGAAUCUAUUUAUCUAGAUUGAAAUCUAUUUCUAUAUCUUUAAUAGUCCUCUAAAAACUACAAAUGCAAGAAUAGUAUAUUUUUGGUAACUAAUUUAUUCACGAAAUUUCACUGGACCAUGUAACGCUGUUCAGUAGGACACAUUCUCAUCUCUUGGAGAUUCAUUCACUGUGUAGCUUAAAAUAAAAUCGAAAUUCAACACGAGAUGAAUGUGACUGAUGAUUUUUAUUUACACAAAUCGUCAACACAUUGAGGAAUGAAUGUUUUACAUUUUUGCUCCAUCAAAGUCCUCAAACAGGAUGGUUUGGGAGUAUCAACUGUAAUAUGUAUGUGUAUAUAUAUAUAUAUAUAUUUUAUUUAUUUAAAUUUUUUUCUCAUCAACAUAUAAAGACUGUCUGAACAUGACUGAUGCUAGAUAAAUAAUGAACAAAGCAAAUGAGCUAAAGAAUAAGAAUUUUUUUUCCCCCUGCUAGAACUUCAGGAUGUUUCGGGGCUGUUCGAUGGUGUAGAAGAAACGUUAACACCAGGCCUGGUUUCCAAAUUUUUUUUCUAGAAAUACUUCUCACUUGUACUCAUUUCUGGCAAAGGGCUGAAAAUACCACGUGUUUCCAAAGAAGCUCAUUCGCCGUUAGAGACACCCACAAAACGACCGCCAUAAAAGGUCAAGCACUCAGAGCUAGAAAUGCAGAAAAUGCAGAAAUGGAAAUGAUUUUAAACCAUAUUUCAUCCUUAUAUAUAAAUAAUAAUACUACUAAUAAUAAUAAUGAUAAAACUGAUUAUACAGCAGCACUUUAAUUAUAUUUUCCCCUCAUAAAUGUCAAUCUUAUUAAACCUCUAUUAAAAUUCUUUGUGUAUACAGAGGAAAUUCUGUUGUUGAUACAGAAUGGUUAAUUAUCAUAUUCUUUAAUAUUAAUUCAUGCUAAUAAUAUAACCUAAUGCGUAAAUUCUUGCUCCCGGACCCCCAUGUACUGCCACGUGGAUAUGUUCUUGAUACAAGCACACUUCGAGUCGCACUAAACUUUGUACGUAUUUUAAAACCAGGUCUGCUGUAUGAACUUUCCUGUCCACAGCAUUUCAAGCAGCCCUAAGAGAAUCCUUUUCCAAACUUUCCUCACACGAUCAUUUACAAACAGCUUAGUUUACGGUGUUUACAUGACCACCUUAGAAAAGAAUCGUAUCCUUUCAUCAUCCUUUAACCCGAUCUCUCUUUCCCAUACGAACACACACACACACACACACACACACACACAACUGCAUUUUUAAAGCUGCUUGAUUCAGACAGCACUGGAUCCCAGAGUAUUUCUUGUAUGGCUUCAACAUAUAAAACGAGUAAAUGCACAUCAGUAUAUUAGAAUUAUCUGAAGACAAACCAAGGCAACCAUUUUUUUUUUUAAAAGCUCAGAAUAUAGUCUGCUAGAAUGAUUAUACUGUAUCUUUUAUAUAUAUAUAUAUAUAUAUAUAUAUAUAUAUAUAUAUAUAUAUAUAUAUAUAUAUAUAUAUAUAUAAUAUCAAAGCCGUUAGAUUGAAUUAAUGGCAACAACAAAAAAAAACAAAAUAAAGCUAUAAUAUAUAUAUAUAAUAUAAUUAGGAUUAUACCAGUUGUGACUCAAGUUAUACCGGGUUUUUUAAUAACAUUCAUAUGCACAAUGCUUAUAUAUAGGGAACAAGGCAUCUAUAGGUAAGGCUCAGGUGAGUGAGUGCACAUAGCGAUAGGGGCUAAACUAAAAGAGCUAGAAAAGUCGGAAACCUGUGCAGAAAAAAAGAAAAAAAAAAAAAAAAAACAAGCCUGAAUUUAGAACCUGUGAAACAUAUAUGUGAGGUAAGCCUCUAAUCUGCUAUACAGCCUGAAUAUAAUCCUCUCGAACAUCAAUUACAAAAACUACGCUGAACAAAUCAAAUUUCCUUCAAAAUACUGCUGAAAGCCUACAAACAGUGCCUGGAGAACUUUGCCAUUUUUGUAGUGUUACAACCUGAAAAUAAUAAGACCCCAUCAUAUAAAUUACACUGUGUAGACAAAAGUUCUGCGACACCAGACUUUUCCUACCAAAUUCGCUUCUUCUCCAAACCGUUACCACAAAGUUGGAGGCGCACAAUUUGUAUAGGACGCCUUUGGAUGCAGUAGGAUAACAUUUUUUCUGAACCCGGGUCUCCUAGAGUAUGUGCCUGUGCACAAAUCCAGCUCCAUGAACACAUGGUUUACAUGGGUUGGAGUGGAAGAUCUUGAGUGGCCUCAACCCUAUUGAACACUAUUGGGAUGAAUUGGAACACUGAAUGCUCCCCAGGCCU
Silurus meridionalis is the source of this 7186-nucleotide messenger RNA. RefSeq names its product otoancorin (gene otoa). Gene Ontology annotation, biological process: cell-matrix adhesion. The transcript has 30 exons. Gene Ontology annotation, cellular component: cell surface. The record is from RefSeq and is a predicted model, not a curated record. Bases 1 to 3594 code for a protein of 1197 amino acids. Lineage: Eukaryota; Metazoa; Chordata; Actinopteri; Siluriformes; Siluridae.